UACCUGGUUACCUGUACCAUUUUGAGUCUUCGAUCACAGAGACCAGCAUCUAAAAGAAUCUGAGCUCACAUUUAGGGGACUUCAUUUCCUCAUCCACAUCAGGAGACAAUAAAAAUGAAGUUCUGUCUGGAAUUCUUGGUUAUUCUGUGCAGCUUAACUACAGUUGUUACGAGCUGUCCAACAUGUGUUUCGGAUGAGAUCUGCAACAAUAUAACCAAUAAUUGUGACUGUAAUCCUUCAACAUACUCUGAAACAGUGCAAAUCCCACCACCAGAAUUAACAUGCAACAAUAACAUGGUUUUGCGGAUACCAAGAUGUCAGAUGGAGCGCAAUGGAUAUGACUCUUCGAGUUUACACCUGAAUACGCCAUCCUGCAGACUUUCUUCAUACUAUGCUAAUGUCUCAUACUUGGGUAUUUUGUGGCACAUAGGGACAGGAGAGUGUGGUAACACUAAAGUGGAGAAUUCAACUCAUAUAACUUACUACAAUAAUCUGUACAUAACCCCAAAAACAUCUCCAUUCAUCACAAAAAAUAACGUCACUUUCACCUUUAGCUGCAGUAUUCCACUAAACUCAGGGACUGGACUUAAUUUUCCCGUCAAAGCAAUCACAGGGAAUGAUGUAAUUUCUGUCCCUGGUGUACCCGGGUCAAUCUCUAUAACCAUGGCCAUUUACACAGACCAGUCAUUCAGCAAUAUUGUCACCACCAGCACCACAUUGGUGGUAGAGCAAAAUAUUUAUGUCUCAGUGCUGAUGCAAACAGUGGACAACUACAACAUAAAAGUGGUGAAUUUGUAUACCUCUGCAUCAUCAAAUCGCUCCGCUGACCCAAAAUAUUAUCUGCUUCAGAACGGGUGUCCAAACCUUAGCCUGGGAGCCUUCCUAUUUACAACGAUAUGGAAUGGACAGUUUACCGAAGCACGAUUUCAGUUUAAAGCAUUCAAGAUUGCUAGCUCAGAUGUUUUUUACCUAUAUGCAGAUGUUACCACGUGUAAUUCUUCCUGUAUACAGAACUGCAAUAGCCGCUCAGCAGACAUCAAUGCUCAGACCUACAGUUCUACAGUCGGCGUGCGUCUUCAAUUUACUUCAAAUUCGGCUUCCAGCUGCUUUGGCUGUUUCUCCAGGAAGUGGGCUUUGAGUUCACUUCUUUUGCCCCUAAUACUUAUGAUGAUCAUGUGAAGUUUCCCAUCUCAUGGAGUUCCAGACUAUUAUGACAUUGUGAAGUUUGGUGUUGGUGAAUCUUAUGAAGGAGAUUAUUUCACUUCAGAGUCAGUUUGCUUGGUAUUAUGUUUGGAAUGCAUACUGCUACUGGUUAAUUAUUACAAUUAAGUUUAAUUAUGUUUUAUAUAUGACUAUACGUACUACUCUACUCUUAUCCAGGGCUACUAAUCAUAUAAGGUUCCAGGUUAGCGCCGUGAGUUUGACCUUAAUUGCCUAGUUGGGGGGUUAAAAAUUACGAGUGGGGAUUACAUUUGAGUUAUUGGCUCCUGAGGAAGCGUGCCGCCAGCACGUGAAACGCGUUGAGCUAUUGCAUUUUAAUUACCUCUGUACACUGUAAGUAGCCUGCAUUGAGCAGGGGAUUUUGUUAUUAAACGUUUUUACACUAUUUCCGUUUUGUUUUCAUACACAUUGAGGAUUGAGUUCCCAAUCAAUGCCUGUUUUGGGUUUCCUUUUGCCUCAUUCCAAUUAUGUCUGGUGAGCAUAUAUAUUAGAUUAUUUGAGUUAAUAUUACACCUGGCAUUAUAAUUCAUCACUAAGCACUUUUGGUGUUCGGCUUAUUCAGCAAUUUAACAGUUUGCACUAGAUUUUUGUUUUAUUUUUUAUGCGCUUCCAUCAACUUUAUCGUGCACCUACUAAUCAUAUAAGAUGUUCUUCUUAGAAAGCUUUUACAGAGCUGUGGGGCCCAGUAACAUCUAAUAACGCCAUUGACUGUAUUAAUAUUAUGGCCUUCUUUAUCAAUUUUUUGAGUUUGUGAAUUUAAUUUGUUUUUUUAAUUUGAAUAAACUCAGAUUUUAAAAAAA
Molecule: messenger RNA, 2021 nt
Organism: Xenopus tropicalis (tropical clawed frog)
Lineage: Eukaryota; Metazoa; Chordata; Amphibia; Anura; Pipidae
Product: uromodulin-like
Exons: 10
Coding region: 115-1179 (354 amino acids)
Source: RefSeq, a predicted model, not a curated record